GGCCGCGCUCGCGCCCUUUUGGGCCCCGCCGGGCGCCGUAGGGGGCGGGGCAGCGGUCGCGGGCGCGUUCGAAAGCGCAACGGUCGGGCGGGCGGACUGACGGAGAAGGACAGACAGGGAAGGGAGGACAGGCGGACGGAGAGACGGAGACGGGCAGGCGGGCGCAGCCCUGCCGGCGGCGAUGGAGACGCUCUCCUUCCCCAGGUACAACGUGGCCGAGCUCCUGGUCCACAUCCGCAACAAGAUCCUCACCGGCGCCGACGGGAAAAACCUCUCCAAGACGGACCUGUACCCAAACCCCAAGCCCGAGGUCUUACACGCCAUCUACAUGCGAGUGCUGCAGAUGGUGUACGGGACCCGGCUGGAGCACUUCUACAUGCUGCCUGUCCGCUCGGAGGUGGCAUUCCCGCAGAUCAUGGAGGGCUUCCUGCCCGUCAGCAACCUGUCCCUGCACCUGGACUCCUUCAUGCCCAUCUGUCGGGUCAACGACUUUGAGAUCGCUGAUAUCCUGCACCCCAAGGCCAAGCGGACCACCCGGUUCCUCAGCGGCAUCAUCAACUUCAUCCACUUCCGGGAGGCCUGCCGGGAGACCUACAUGGAGUUCCUGUGGCAAUACAAAUCUUCCAUGGACAAGAUGAGUCAGCUGGAGAGCGUCCACCAGGAGGCGCUGCAGAGGCUGGAGCGGCUGGACUCGGUGCCCGCCGGCGAGCAGGCGGAGUUCCAGCAGCUGUCAGACGACAUCCAGGCGCUGCAGCGGACACUGAGCCAGGACUUCCGGCAGAAAACGGCCGUGCUGCAGGAGGCCAACGCGCAGAAGAAAUCCAACAUCUCGGAGAAGGUCAAGCGCCUGAACGAGCUGAAGCUGUCGCUGGCCUCCGCCAAAGAGCUGCAGGACAGUCUCAAGACCAAGAUCGUGGACUCCCCCGAGAAGCUGAAGAACUUCAAGGAGCGGAUGAAGGACACGGUCCAGAAGCUCAAGGCCUCCCGGCAAGAGGUGAUGGACAGGCUGGACGUGUACCGCGACUCGGUGGAGGGGCUGCCCGCCUGCCAGCUGGAGGUGCAGCUGUACCUCAGGAAGGCGCAGGAGCUGGCGGGCAGCAGGGACAGGCUGGCCCAGACCGCCAAGGAGAGCCUGACCCUGGAGGACCAGAUCGAGAGUGCCCAGCUGGCCCUGAAGAAGCUGAAGGCGGAGGAGAGCGCGCUCCGGCGGCUGCUGGUGGCCAGGAAGGAGAAGCUGGCCACCGCCCAGCUGCGGAGGGCCAAGAAGCAGGAGGACGCCGAGCUCUACAAGCGCACCGUCCUCGAGGACUGCGGCAGGGUGCAGGAGCGGCGCGGCGCCGUGUGCGAGCGGGUGGCGGCCCUGGCCCAGGAGGCGCAGCGCGUCAGGCUCAGCUCCCAGCAGCUGCGCGACGCGGCCCAGCGCGAGCGGCUCAAGGCCCGCGAGAUCUUCCUCAACCUCAAGGCCGGGCUGGAGAAGUAUCACGAGGGACUGGAGAGGGCGUCGGCCGAGGGGCGCGCGGAGCUGCUGGGGAAGGUGGUGGCGCUGAGGGCGCGGCUGUACCUGCCCAACAGCUGAGGGCCCCAGGGAGGGGGGGACGGGGCUGCUCGGCUGGGCACGACAGCCCUCACCUGGGAUUAAAGUCGAGUCUAGUGUCACGUGUGCGUCUGCUCUAACUGCCUUUGAAACGUGGCCGCCCCCCGUGAACUCAGCACUCAGCACUUAACACUCAGCACCUAGCUCAGGCCACAGCCCCCACUGAUGAGGUUGUCACCUGUGGCCCCUCUGGGAUAUUCCGGGAGCCCCCAGGGGUCAGACGCCCAGCGACCCCUGGGAUUCAAGGCCGCCCCUCCUGUCCUAGCCCCUGUCAUCAUCAGGGGCAGCACCUCUGCGUGACAGGGACACCAGGGGCGAGUCUGAGCUCCAGGGCGAGCGGGUUCAGGGCCGGGCGGGUCAGGGCAGCGGCUUCCAGCCCCAGUUUUGUGCCUGUCACCAUCCUCACUAGCUGCCAUUUCUCACGGGCGCUGUGGGCUCGGGGGCCGCGGAGGAAGCUCAGUGGGUAGAGCACUCACCUUGCAGCCCCAGUUCCAUCCCUGGUACCGCACAGGGGCCCCCUAAACCCCCCCGAAGGGACCCCCGGGAGCACCCCGGGUGUGCACCCAGCCCCCUCCCCCCAAGAGUCCCCCACUGGUUUCCUGGGAACAGUGGGUUCUCGGUGGCAGCAGACAGACAGUGGGGGCCCCGGCAGGCCCCAGCUGGCCGCUCCUCCCUUUGGAGGAUGCUUGGGGCAGGCGGCAGGAUUCGGGCCCAGGCCCCUGGGCUCCACACGGCUGCCUCUCCUGGCACGGGGGAGGUCACGGGACACGGGGCCCCGGGGCAGGCCUGGCGCAUGCUCCAACUUCAGAGUGACCCUCGGCGGGUCCCCGACGGCCGCCCUCGCCCCCCCAGUCCCUCCGCCCGCCUGUCCUGUCCGCACGGCAGCAGGGGCGCGAGCCCGUGACGCAGACCCCGCCCCGAAAGGCGCCACACGGCUGACAAGGACCUGGGCACACACAGGUGCCAAGUUCAGAAGCAUUUUGGCACCAUCGGACUCUCUAGGAACUCCGGCAGGCAGGCAGACAGACAGACAGACAGACAGACA
Molecule: messenger RNA, 2639 nt
Organism: Sorex araneus (European shrew)
Lineage: Eukaryota; Metazoa; Chordata; Mammalia; Eulipotyphla; Soricidae
Gene: NUF2
Product: NUF2 component of NDC80 kinetochore complex
Exons: 14
Coding region: 182-1576 (464 amino acids)
Biological process (GO): mitotic spindle organization; attachment of mitotic spindle microtubules to kinetochore; meiotic chromosome segregation
Cellular component (GO): kinetochore; Ndc80 complex
Molecular function (GO): protein-containing complex binding
Source: RefSeq, a predicted model, not a curated record